Messenger RNA from Zygotorulaspora mrakii, 1521 nucleotides. RefSeq names its product sulfate adenylyltransferase (gene MET3). Gene Ontology annotation, biological process: sulfur amino acid metabolic process. NCBI's taxonomy places the organism in Eukaryota, Fungi, Ascomycota, Saccharomycetes, Saccharomycetales, Saccharomycetaceae. The coding region runs from base 1 to 1521 and encodes 506 amino acids. Gene Ontology annotation, molecular function: sulfate adenylyltransferase (ATP) activity. Gene Ontology annotation, cellular component: cytoplasm. The record is from RefSeq and is a predicted model, not a curated record. The transcript has a single exon.
AUGCCUGCUCCUCACGGUGGUAAAUUGCAAGACCUGGUCGCCAGAGACGCCUCGAAGCACGGGGAUCUGCUGAAGGAAUCGCACGGCUUAACUCGCUUAGAUUUGAGCGAAAGGCAAGUUUGCGAUCUGGAACUAAUUUUGAAUGGUGGGUUCUCACCGUUGGAUGGAUUUCUGACCGAGAAGGACUACUUGAAGGUCGUCGAAGACUCCAGGUUGUCGGAUGGCACCGUCUGGACCAUUCCAAUCACGUUGGAUGUGGCGGAGGAUUUUGCCAAGAGCGUGAAAGCGGAUCAAAGAAUCGCUUUGAUUCAGGACGGGGAGAUUCCGUUGGCGAUUUUGACCGUUGGCGACGUCUACAGGCCAGAUAAGUCGCUUGAAGCCAAGAAAGUCUUCAGAGGCGAUCCCGAACAUCCAGCCAUUCAGUACUUGAACAAUGUCGCCGGCGAUUACUACAUCGGUGGUAAGUUGGAAGCAAUUCAAUUGCCACAGCAUUACGACUACCCAGGUCUGAGGAAAACUCCAGCCCAAUUGAGGUUGGAGUUUCAAUCCAGACAGUGGGAUCGUAUCGUUGCAUUCCAAACACGUAACCCAAUGCACAGAGCCCACAGAGAACUGACAGUUAGAGCUGCCAGAGAGGCAAAUGCCAAGGUUCUGAUCCACCCUGUGGUCGGCAUGACCAAACCUGGUGACAUUGAUCAUCACACCAGAGUGCGUGUCUAUCAGGAAAUUAUUAAACGUUAUCCAAGUGGUAUCGCUUUUAUGUCUCUACUACCGCUGGCUAUGAGAAUGGCUGGUGACAGAGAGGCUGUUUGGCACGCAAUCAUCAGGAAGAAUUACGGUGCAACUCAUUUCAUUGUCGGCAGAGAUCAUGCGGGUCCUGGUAAGAACUCAAAGGGGGUUGAUUUCUAUGGUCCAUAUGACGCACAAGAAUUGGUUGAAUCCUACAAGCACGAACUUGGUAUCAAUGUUGUUCCAUUCAGAAUGGUUACCUAUUUACCUGAUGAAGAUCGUUAUGCUCCAAUUGACGAAAUUGAUACAUCAAAAGUAAGGACUUUGAACAUUUCAGGUACAGAAUUGAGAAAAAGAUUGAGAACCGGUGGUGAGAUCCCUGAAUGGUUUUCAUACCCUGAAGUGGUAAAGAUUUUAAGAGAAUCCAAUCCACCAAGACCUCAACAAGGGUUUGCUAUCAUUUUUGAAAACUCACUAAACAUUUCUCGUGCUCAACUUUCUAUUGCACUAUUAUCAACAUUCCUACAAUUUGGUGGUGGUAGACAUUAUAAAAUCUUUGAUCAUAAAGAUAAUGACAAGACUCUGCUUGAACUUGUACCAGAUUUUAUUAGGUCUGGUACUGGUUUGAUCGUUCCAAAUGAAUGGUCCUCAAAUGUUGAUGCUGCUAACUUGUAUCGUUUAGGAUCGUCUGGUGAUGCCGACAUUAAACUAGAAUCCAAUGAUGAAUCUGUUUUCUUCAUCGUACAAAAAGUUGUUCUAUUCUUGGAAGAUAACGGUUUCAUUCAAUUUUAG